AUGUCGGGUCCCCAUGAGGCUGUUGGUGCAUUGGGAUCUUCCAUCCCGCCGGCGGGCCGCGGAAAAAAUCUCGUCUUCGGUGCUGCACCUGCUCACCACGUUCGUGACACUGCUCCAAGCGUCGAAACUCUUGGGAAAGCGGUGGACGACUCUGCGAUUGAACGACACCUCGACAGCAAUGUCGCUCCAGCAGUGACGAACCCUUCAGGCUCUGCACCAUUACAUGUUUUGGAAGCACGGAUUGUCCCGGAGCCAAAACCGGUGAACACCGCCCACGAUGACAGAGCGCAGCAGACCUGCGUAUCGGGGUUCAAGGGUUUGUUCCGGAAUAGGAAGCGCCGAUACGCUCUCGCUGUCCUGCUCAUUCUGGCCGCAGUUGGGAUAGCCGUUGGCGCCGUUGUGGGUGUACGAUCAAAGCAGCCAUCCUUGCAAGGCGGCGAAGCGGCGGCCGAUCCGGCUGAUUCCACCCCAGGCGCGCGUACACCAUCGCAAGGUACGCCAUCGCAAGGGACUUCAUCUCCUGGCCCCACCGUCUCCCCUGCCGCGGCGCCUGGCACGUUGUUUCGCGAACUCUAUCACCUGGCUACGGUAACAUCCAUCGAAACUUCCCAUUACGGAAAGCAGCUCUUGAGUGUGGAUACUACGGGCAUGGUCAGAGUUACGGACAUCGCCACUGGCGUCUCCGUCCGAAAUAUCACGCCUCAUGACCAUUCCAAUGUGUUUCUAGCUGCAUCUCCUGAUGGCAGCUUCUUCAGUGGCGCAGGGGGCCCUACGCGCAUUGGGAGCCCGCCACAGAUUCGACAUUGGGAUACGGCCAGCGGGCAGCUCAUACGAGAUUACACACCCAGCUUGAACUUGGCAGGUGAUGUGGGCAUCCUGGCCCUCACACUUUCGGCUUCCGGAUUUGAUGGAUUACAACUAUUCUCACUGUGGACCGAUGGGACCGUCAUGCGCACCGGAACCGUCUCGGGGGCUCGCCAGAUUUACCCUGCCGCCGACGGAACGACGAUGUACAGUUUCGACGCUUCCACCGGCGUUUCGCAGUGGAAUCUGACCUCCAGCACCAAGAUCAGGGAAUACCCGUACAGCCGAAAUACACGCAUUGCGCUUACGCCCGACGACAAGAAGCUCUUCCGCACUGAGUCUGGUGAUAACAACAGCACGAUUGUCCAGAUAGACACAGCCACGGGCGCCUCCGACUGGCGUUUAGCACGUCCGUCCAUCGACAGAAUCAUGGUUUCCCCCGAUGGGAAGCAACUCUUCACCUCGGAGGAUUCCGUUGUUCACCAUGUCGCGCAGUUUGCUGUCUAG
Messenger RNA from Fimicolochytrium jonesii, 1311 nucleotides. RefSeq lists its product as uncharacterized. NCBI's taxonomy places the organism in Eukaryota, Fungi, Chytridiomycota, Chytridiomycetes, Spizellomycetales, Powellomycetaceae. The record is from RefSeq and is a predicted model, not a curated record. Bases 1 to 1311 code for a protein of 436 amino acids. Gene Ontology annotation, molecular function: protein binding. The transcript is spliced from 4 exons.